GGGCGCGCGCGUUCAGACCAUUAGUCCGUGUUUGACGUCGUUGGAGCGAUCGUGUCUGAAUGCGUGUUUUCGGUUUGGUUCUAAUUAUUUUCGUUUUCGUUUCGCGUAAAUAAUCGUAACAUAAUAUUUUAAUCGACUCGUCGCGUAACUGCGUAUUUUUUUUAAAAAUUAUUUAAUUGUUUUUUGUUUUUAAAACGAUUGAUUGAAAUUUGUAAUAAUAUACUCUUACUUCUUAGUUUUGUUUUUAUUAAUUUUCCGACGUUUUUAUUUUUUCACUCGACGUGUGUUCAUUAUUUUAAUUAUUUUAAUUGAUUCGUGUUUGUACCUAAACACACUGCAAAACUAUUUUAUUUAUAUGAGUGCAACCACGAGCAUAAUGAAAGGUCGUCGACAAUAACAGUUACCCUCGAGAAGACUUCUAUUUUAGCCGAAAAAGCUGCAGCGAAACGUAGAUUACUAUCGUGUUUACGGUCCGCAACAUCGCGAAAUCAUUGACGCCAUUCUCCUAAAUUCUUCUAAUCAGAUCGUAUUAUAUGAAUUGGUAGUUGUGAAGAGUCUGAUGGCAAAGCAGCAAUGAUGUCGAUCAAUUUGGUUUGGCUGUGUUCUUCCCUACUGGUGUUGUUGGGUUACAAAUGGACCGACGCUACAGACCUAUCUCAAUGCAUGUCGGCACUCGGCAUGCAGUCCGGAAUGAUAAAAGAUGAAGAUUUAACCGCUAGUUCUUCUUUCGAAAUUGGAAAUGUUGGACCGCAGAACGCCAGGGUACGCACAGAAAGAGAAGGGGGUGCUUGGUGUCCAAAAGAGCCGGUCACUAGGGAACCCACUGAAUGGCUUGAAGUCAAUUUACACGUGGUAAGAGUGAUCACGUCUGUGGAGACUCAAGGCAGGUUUGGCAAUGGACAAGGUCAAGAGUUCACUGAAGCGUUUCUGAUUGACUACUGGAGACCAAAGCUUGGAAAAUGGGUCCGAUACAGAAACAUCACUGGACACGAGAUACUGAUCGGCAACAUCAACACGUACUUAGAACACAAACAAGAACUGAAUCCUCCGAUUUGGGCGUCGAAAAUUAGAUUCUUGCCGCACAGCUACCACACCCGACAGGUGUGCAUGCGAGUCGAGCUCUACGGAUGCCCGUGGACAGAUGGCAUUCUUAGUUACUCGAUGCCGCAAGGUGAUAAACGCAGCCCAGAAUGGGAGUUCUAUGAUUCCACGUACGACGGAUAUUGGGACGACGAAUUGCAAAGAGGUCUUGGACAACUGACCGAUGGCAAAGUCGGUCAAGAUAAUUUUAGAAUGGGAUACUAUGACACCGAAAGAGGUCAAGGAUGGGUUGGUUGGAGAAAUGAUACGAGGAAUGGUCAAGCGAUCGAGAUCAAAUUUGAAUUCGACAAGGUCCGAGAGUUCACCGGGGUUCAUAUAUAUUGUAACAAUCAGUUUCAAAAAGAAGUACAGGUGUUCUCCGAAGCGAGCAUUUUAUUCAGCGUGGGAGGAAAAGUUUACUCGUCGGAACCGUUGACAUACACGUACAUGGAAGACAGAAUAUUUGAAUCGUCCAGGAAUGUCAGCAUUAAAUUACACAGGAGAGUCGGUCGUUUCAUUAAACUUAGACUGUCUUUUGCCGCCAAGUGGAUUAUGAUCAGCGAGAUAACAUUCGAUUCUGAUGUUGCACAAGGUAAUUUCUCCGAAGAAAGUGUUGUGCCGCCAGAGCCGCCUAUUCAAAGGAACGGUUCUACAAUGAAAGAUCAUCAGGAUCCUCUGAGACCGGAACUUCCAAUCCCUACUGCCAAAGACGAAGACCAGACGUACAUGGCAGUCAUUAUCGGCGUGCUGAUGGCCGUCAUCAUACUACUGGCGGUCGCCAUUUUCCUAAUCGUGUCCCGACACCGGAGGAGGAAGUGCUUCGCCAGCCCGUUGGUAGGCAAAAGCGCACUUGCCACGGGCAACGGGUGUCCUGGAAUGUCGUCGGGUAGCAGCUGCGGCACGGGCGGCAGUUAUAAGGAAGCCGGCACGGGCAGCUCGGCCAGCCACCACGGCGGCACCGGCCACGGACAUCCGACCGGCACCGUCAACGCUCACCUGCAUGACAUGGACAGGCUGAUCCAACUGGACGCUGAGCCGUACCAGGAGCCUUAUCACGCUCAUACGCCGUUCUACAGUUACAGUACCGUAGUAGUCGGCCGCAACGUGGAUUCAGGCAACUCAGCGUACGAAUACGCCGUGCCCGAGACCGGAACCAUGCCAUUACUCACCACUUCGCCACCGCCACCACCGCCACCGUCAGCUCCUCCUAUAGCUCCUGUCACGACCGACACGUUUGCCAGGAACAAAAUGUAUCCAACAGACGAAAGCAGAAGUAGUAAAAAAUCUUCGCAAAAACAAGAAUCUCAAACCGCAUUGAAACGCCGGCUCGAACAAACGCCUGUGCCCGAAUUCCCACGGCACCGUCUGCGUAUGUUGUCCAAACUCAGUGAGGGUAAUUACGGAGCGAUUUAUGUGGCCGAAGCGGACGGUAUAAAUGAAUACAACUCGAAAAUGACGCUGGGUAAGCGACUGGUGGCCGUAAAAUUUUUCUCACCCGCGUUAUCCGAAAAAGAAAGAGCUGAAUUACAAAAUGACGUAAGGAUUUUGGCCGGUCUGGAAGAUCAAAACAUCGCCAGAGUGCUGGGCGUGUGUACCUCCGAACAGCCACUAUGCGUAGUCAUGGAAUAUAGCGAGCACGGCGACCUCAAUCAGUUUCUCAAGACACACGUACCCGUCGAAGCUGCUCGGAACCUGCCGCCCACUGUGAAAACCCUCAGUUUCCAAUGUCUGCUGUAUCUCGCAACACAAAUAGCGUCUGGAAUGCGUUACUUGGAAUCAUUGAACUUCGUCCACCGUGAUUUGGCUACCAGAAACUGCUUGGUGGGUAAAGCGUACAAGGUAAAAAUUAGCGAUUUCGGCACCGACAACGAAGCGUAUUCGGCAGACUACUACAAACUGGACGGCAACCUCGGGCUUCCCGUUCGAUGGAUGUCGUGGGAAUCGGCGUUCUUGGACAAGUACUCGACGAAGAGUGACGUAUGGUCGUUUGCCGUGACCCUCUGGGAGAUCCUGCACCUGGCCAAGUCGCGGCCGUAUGAAGGGUUCUCGGACCACCGGGUGGUGGAGAACCUGUCGCACAUGCACGUGGACGACGGCCUGUUCGAGUACCCGCCCCGGCCCGCGUGCAGCAGGGACAUCUACGACCUGAUGCGCGAGUGCUGGAAGCGGCAGGAGUCGGACCGACCCACGUUCCGGGAGAUCCACCUGUUCCUGCAGCGCAAGAACCUCGGCUACGCGCCCGCCGCCGCCGCGUCAUGACGGUCCAGCGGUGGCGACGGCAGUCGGCGCGAAGGAUGGCCGUUCGUGCUCCGGCAAAACGCGUCCUAUCUGCCCGGAUGCGACGCAGACUGAACGACGACGGAUCACGGCCGUGGCGACGGGGGGGUGGACGACUCCUCUCUCCGAGGACGCUCGCCCCCGCGCGUCUGACAAUUUACUGUUUCGACAAUCUCUGAUUUUGGCGCGCGAGUUUUAUACAAUAUAUAAUAGCUCGUGUGCGUCGUUUGUUUGUUCAUUAAAAUAAUACUGUUUGUUUUUAUCUUUUAUCUAUCUGUUCAUUAACUGACGUCUCUGUAAAAUGAUAAUUAUAGACAUCGUAUAAUAUAUAUUAUAUUAACGAGUCUCGACACCUUACUAUCUCAUAUAAUACCUAUCGCAUACCCCUCCCCCCCCUCCCGCGUAUUAGUAAUCUAACGAACCAAAUGUACUGUCCCUCGUUCUUACCGGUCGACGUACACUAUUCGGUGGGUCGCGUGCCUAGUUCGUACGGUAUCUGUUUUUUGUUAUCGUGUACAUACAAACCAACGUUAAAAUUAUUUAUAAAUAUUGUAAAUACUGUAAACGCUAUGUAUAAUAUUAAUAUAGACUGAUAGGAAAAUAGGCAAUAUCCACCGUACGAAUAUCGCGCCCGGCGUGUCUUCUCUUAGCCGCCAUCGUUCAAUCAACGGCAUUGCGCGCAAAUAUACGUAUAACUCUAUAUUAAGUGUAUCAUAUAUUAUAAUAAUAUAAUAUUAAACAGUAAAUACGAGCUUGUGCGGGCGUAAUCAUUUUUAUAUAACUGCACUGUUGCUUGUUAUUUUAGAAUCUUCUCGUCGUGAUUAAAACGUCUCUGUUAUAUGCAUUAAACGUUUUUGUGUAAAACGCUGAUAAUCGAAUGAAUUAACAUAUCCGCUAUUUCCGUUUUAAUCGCUUAUAUUAUAUUUAUUAUGGCGAUUCUAGUGGAGAUGUAGUUUGCCUAUAUAUAUAUUGUAAUAAUAUUGAUAUUAUUACAAUAUUAGACGUGUAUAAAAUUUGGACGGUUGAUUUUGUCUCUCGUCCUUCGCAGCUCCUCUCAUCAAUCGCUCGAUGUUAUCCUCAAAUGUUCAGACAACCGUCGAAAAUACAUAUAAUAAUUGCAAUAAUGUACUACCUAAGUUGUUAAGAAAUUUAAAUCAUUACAUUUUAAUAUUGUACAUAUAGAAUCAUUAAAUCAAUCAUAUAUAAUAACUAGUCAAGCCUUUUUGUAUUUUAUUUUUAUUUUUUACUCAAGACGAAUAAUGUGUACAUAAAUAAUUAAUUGUUCGGCUAAUGUACAAUAUUUUACACCUGUUUAAAGCAACCUGUAUUAUUAUAUAAAUAUUUUUUUUUUUUUAUAGAUUGUGAUAUUUAAGUUACUUUAAAAAUGUGACACUUUUAUAUAGUACACUCUAGAUAUUAUAUUAUUAUUAUUAUUAUAAUUAUUACAGUAUGUAAAAUGUUUAUUGUUAAUUCAUUAACUUACUCGUUUUUGAACAUUGUAUAUAUUAUUUAAUUUUGAUUUAUUUAUGAAAUGUACACAACAUAUUUUAUAUUUCGACAUAUCAUUUAUUUUGUUUUUGCAAACAUUUUGAAAAAGAGAAACCACCGCUUGACCCGAAUUUAUUUCGUGUCAAAACUUAUUCCCAUCGCAAUAACAAUAUAUUAUAUAUAUGUGUAUGUGUGCAUAUAAUAUAAACUAUAAUACUGUGUA
Rhopalosiphum padi (bird cherry-oat aphid) is the source of this 5068-nucleotide messenger RNA. RefSeq names its product discoidin domain-containing receptor tyrosine kinase B-like. NCBI's taxonomy places the organism in Eukaryota, Metazoa, Arthropoda, Insecta, Hemiptera, Aphididae. The record is from RefSeq and is a predicted model, not a curated record. The transcript is spliced from 18 exons. Gene Ontology annotation, cellular component: signaling receptor complex. Gene Ontology annotation, biological process: positive regulation of kinase activity; cell surface receptor protein tyrosine kinase signaling pathway; multicellular organism development. Bases 574 to 3339 code for a protein of 921 amino acids. Gene Ontology annotation, molecular function: ATP binding; protein tyrosine kinase collagen receptor activity; collagen binding.